Molecule: messenger RNA, 1029 nt
Organism: Pseudomassariella vexata
Lineage: Eukaryota; Fungi; Ascomycota; Sordariomycetes; Amphisphaeriales; Pseudomassariaceae
Product: 5',5'''-P-1,P-4-tetraphosphate phosphorylase 2
Exons: 2
Coding region: 1-1029 (342 amino acids)
Biological process (GO): nucleotide metabolic process
Molecular function (GO): ATP binding; ATP:ADP adenylyltransferase activity
Source: RefSeq, a predicted model, not a curated record
AUGCCUCCUAUACGUGCGCCCUCCAAUCUACCAAGUCUAGUAAAAUCCGCCUUCACCAAAGCAAAACAAGCUGGCGAUCUGACGUACUACCCCACCCAAGUCGCGGUCUUGGAGGCGAACUCAAUCCCGUUCCAACUCCGCUUCUCGCCCUCUCUAGCGUCGAAGCCCAAACCCGAAAAACCAAAGGACAAAGAUGCCAAGCCCUUCAACCCCUUCGAGAAUCCCCUCCCCUCCAUGACGAUAUCAGACAUAGGCGACCCCCCAACUCACGUACUAGUCCUGAACAAAUUCGCCAUCGUGCCGGAGCAUUUUAUACUGGCUACGAAGCGGGUCGAGCCGCAGACUCAUGUAUUGGCGAAAGAGGAUAUCGAAGCGGCUUCGGCGUGUGUGAGGGCGUAUGCUGAAAAUGAUCAAGACGGAGGGAAAGGGAAAGAAAAGGGAUUGUUCGUUUUCUUCAACUCUGGCGAGCACUCGGGGGCCAGUCAGGCGCAUAGACAUUUACAGAUGUUGCCGAUUGAAAGAAUGAGGGAUGGGUUGGAUAAGACGGGGGAAGGGGAAGGGGAAGAUUGGGGAGUCUUAACCGACAAACUCCUAUCCCACCCCAAGCUGGGCACGAAAUUGCCCUUCGCUGUAUUGACGCACGCCAUCUCAUCCAAUACUACACCAGAGGAUCUGCAUACUGCCUACCUCACUCUCUACCGCCGCGCCGUUAAACUAGUAUUCCCCCAGAAAAACGAAGCCGACAUACCCAGCGAAGGCAAGGCGGAAAUCAGCUACAACUUCGCCAUGACCAAUACGAUCAUGGCGUUGUGUCCGCGGCUGGCCGAGGGCACGGCGAUUAGGGAUAGGGAGGGGAAUGAGGUGGGUUAUAUAGCGCUUAAUGGGACGGUGUUAGCGGGUACGGCGCUCGUGAAGAGUGAGAAGGAGUGGGAUGCUUUGAGGGGGGAUCCGGGGAUGUUGGUGGGGGCUUUAGAAAAGAUUGGGGUGUUGUCAUCGCCGGGGGCUGGGGAGAGGAGUGGGAAUUUAUGA